CACCAGGCUACACAAUCUCCGCCUCCUCCCCCUCCUCCGCUACUUCCCCAUCUGUCUAGUCGUUGUAUCUGGAGGACUUCCUCGUGGAAGCUCAGCGUCGCAAAUACUUUCGCUGCGCUGUGCUCUGGCAAUCUCUCGCUGUUGGUUACUCGUGUGUAUUCUUCAUUUCAACCUUGCCUUGCAGUCGAUUCUACUUGGUUAGGGAGAAUUCGUUGGACGUCGACCAGGGCCAGAGUUGCAGUUCAAGAGAGUGGGAAAUUUGUAAGGAAGGUUUAAGUUGUUGGGUUCUUGGGAAAUUGUGUUUAGAGCUGCACAUCCGGUAUAGGUGUGAGUGAAAUUUUUGCUUUAGAUCCUACAUUGAUGUAGUUGCGUUUGACGAGAAGUUGUGUUGUGAUUUUCUGCAAUGGAUGGAGGGAAAUCAUGCAGACCUAGCUAUCAGACUGAUGACCUGCUUGAGGUUCGAGUAGUAGUUCGAAAUAACAGUAGCUCUAAACCUUUUGGGUGAACUAAAAGUCCUCCACGCCAUAGCCACGAAAUUAGCCAUAUUGUUUGCGUUACGAUUUCGACUGUUGGUGCAUGAGAAACUUUGAAAAUUUUGAAACCGAUAGGAGUGAAGUUGGCCCUUGAGUGCGAAGAGUUUGCCCGAGCUGGCUAUGGCCUUACCAUGGCUUGAACUGGUCAUAGCGUUUCUACAAGGGUGUAACUGAAAAGGUUCCAAAGGAGAUGGGUCCCAAAAAGAAAGGGAAGGGGAAGAAAGCAAAAGGAAAAAAACGGAAGCCUGACCCUGGUUGGGCGAAGACUGUACGGUGGGGAACUUGGAGUAGACCAUAUGAGUCGAUGCCAAGUUCCGCGUUAUCGCCAAAGUUUGGUGUCAUUCGAAUAGAAUUUCUUGCAGCUGUCAAAGAGGUCUGGCAAAUCUUGCUACAUAUUUUUGCUACCGUUUCUUAUGUGUACAAGAGCAAAUAUAAGCACCGAACUCUUCUGCAAGCAGCCGUGUCUCUAAUCCCCAAGUGCCUGCAGUUAGACAUGAUAUGGAGCAAGACUCUUGCAGAGGAUUUCUUAAAAGAGCUAUUUAGCAUCCCACGACCUAACCUGGAAUUUUUCUGUAUACGAGGAGCUUAUCUCUUAAAGAGAUUUGUGUUAUCACCAUAUGAGAUUCUCACGGGAUUGAAACGUCUCGACAUUGGUUGCAUGGAUGCUCUAGAGUUUGUCCUAAUACAGUGCACAUCGCUGGAGUGGCUAUCUCUAAGUCGCUCAAAAUCCCUCACGAAGGCAUUGAUAGAAGCUCGCAAUUUACAGAGCCUUGUUAUUGACAAUUGCCUCGAGCUAUCCAGCCUUAUGGUAUGGAGUCAACAGCUCACAACUCUGACAGGAUUGUACGAUUCGAAAAAGCUACAAGUCCUCUUCCUUGAUUGCCCCACCCUUGUCAAUUACGAGAGACCAGUGCUCUAUGUAGUACCAAAGCCCAAAGUACUUCACCCUUCCUUGCUGCAGUUGCGAAAAUGGGAGGAUAAACAAGCAGAUAAACCCGAACUUGAAUUCGGGCUGUUGCCGAAGGACCUUGUGGUUGAUGACGAUGCUUUGAGUGAUGAUACACUCUACCCCAACGUUCCUUGCUUCCCUCGAACCCACCUGCAAGGUUUCUAGACCAGGUACAAGCUUCUUGGUCUAAAUUAAAUUUGGCCAGGUGCAGUUGCAACAAUGGUUGCAUGUAUGUAGAGGAAGCAGUAUUUGGAGACAUUUCAGAGUUGACGAUGAAGGAACAACUCUAAUCAUGAAAUCCUUGUUCAGAGCUUCAAAGCUGCCUUAGUUCUUCGGAAGUAGUACCACUGGGCAAGGACAUGCUUUACAUUCACCUAGUGAAACUGGUUUUACUGCAUUCAAUCAUCUGACACAGCUAAAGGGAUGAUAGUGUUUUUGAGUGACAGGUUCAUUUUUAUUUUUCUGCUUUUUUUGUCUGAUAUGUUUUUCUUUGUUUUUCUUUGUUUGUUUGUUUUUUGUUUUGUUUUGUUUUGUUUUUUCUUUUAUUUUGUUUUUGUUUUUUGCUUUUUUGUUUUUCCUCGUAUUUCUUCUGUGUGGAACAAUAGAUCAUAAUCUUGGUAUAGUAGCUCUCAGAGAUGCUGUGAUUCGUCUUGAUAGCAUACACAGGUGUAAAAAUAUUGUGCACAAGACUUGGCAUUGACAUCACCCUAGCCAAUCCUCAAAGGAUGCCCUCCAAUACUUCGAAUUUGCAGGAAGAAUUUUCCAGUAUUCUCAUGAGAAUAUUAUCUUUUCUCAAUGAUGACCCUUUUGCAAAUGUGUUUUUACACAUGUUAAUUUAAUAUGUGAUAAUUAAUGUAUUUUUUGUACAAAGAAAUAUAUAGUAUUAUUUCUUUUAAGUUACCUUUCAGUAUGUUAUAACCGGUGAUAAGUUUUGAUAAAUUGAACUGACUUGGUUACACUAUAGUGAAGUUAUAAUUCUCAUAAGUUAUCAGUUAUGGCCAAGGAGGGAAAAACUAGAAGGCUAUAACUUUGAAGAGGGUGUAAAUAGUAGAGAAUUUAGCUUAGCGAAGAAUCUAACAUGGUCUAUUCAAGGACUUUUGUAUACAACUUCUUUUGAAUGUUGCAAAGAGUCUUGUAGAUAGUUUCUUUACCUA
Physcomitrium patens is the source of this 2636-nucleotide messenger RNA. RefSeq lists its product as uncharacterized. The record is from RefSeq and is a predicted model, not a curated record. NCBI's taxonomy places the organism in Eukaryota, Viridiplantae, Streptophyta, Bryopsida, Funariales, Funariaceae.